UUAAGCGAGUUUGUCACUUAGCAGUGUUGACUGAAGAGUCUGUUGUCGAAGCUUUGACGUCUUGAGAGCAAGUCACCUACUUCAAAUGCUGAGGCAGUGAGACCUGUGGGCUUUAAUCUUGAAUUUGAACAGGUAAGUCACGAGUAGGCCUUGAAGAUGAUCAAAGUGGGUAGUACACGUGCUAGGAGUAGGCUAUGACACGUGAUAGGAAUAGGGUCACAAGACUAUGAACAAGUCUUAAGUCCGGUUUAUAGGUGCUGGUUGUAUAAAUUGGAUGUAGGACCCAAAAACAAAAAGAUGUAGGCCUGUGGCUAGUUGGACGUUGAGAAUGAAUCCUUAACAAAUUAAAAAAAUAGAGGAAGAGGUGUGACAAGACUUGAGGAGGCUUGAUGUAUGCUAGCUGGACGUGAGAAUUGUGGUUGUAGACUUUGUAGAUGUAGCAAAGAGCUAGGUUUGUAGAUGUAGGCCUGUGGCUAUGAACAAAAAAGUAGGACAGAAAAAUAAAAGAGACAGGCUGUGUACAUAGGACCGAAAAAUAAAAGUGUAGGCCUUUUCUUCUUCAAAAAAUUGCUGCUGGUUCUUCUUCUUCAACCCAACUUUUCUUCUUCUUCAACAAUGGUCUCGGCUUCUCUCUCUUCUCAAAAAAUUUUUUCAAUCUUGAGCUCAACCGAUGGCCUCCGAUCUCCUUCAGUCGUCGAUGUCGCAGCUCUCGUCGUCGCAGCUCCAUCUCUGAUACCAGUGAAAGAAAACAGUGAAGAGGAAAGAACGAAUUUUGAGGGGGGUUCCGCUAAUGGGUUUUGCUUGAAUUAUUCUGGAAAUAUCAUGACCGAAACUGUCAGUAUGGAUGCAAAGGGCACUGACAAUGCAAUUGCAAUCCAAAUGGGCGGUAAUGAGCGGGCCUCAAGAAGAAGAUUGAGAUCUUUAGUCUGGAAUGAUUUCACAAAAGAACGGAAAGCCGAUGGAAAUUUUGUAGCAAUCUGUAACCAUUGCAAGAAAGAGCUUUCAGCUAGCAGCCGAAGUGGCACUACCCACCCACUUAAAGAACCACCUUGCGACUUGUACCAACACAAAAGUUCGAAAGAGGAAGAAAUUGCUUUUUAGGAGAUUAGUUGUGAGAAAUGAUGGGUCAAGUAUGGAUCUAUCUCAUUUUGAUCAGGAAUUGAGUAGACAGGAUCUUGCCCGUAUGGUGAUCUUGCAUUGGUAUCCUUCUACUAUAGUUCAUCAUGUCGGGUUCAAGGCAUUUGUUAAGAAUCUUCAGCCACAGUUCAAGUUGACAUCUGAUGAAUGAUGAUGUUGUUAGGGCUGACUGUAUGAAUAUUUAUGAGAGUGGGAAAGUUAAGUUGAGGGAAUUGCUUGGGAGACUUCCUUGUAGAGUUAGCCUCAGCGUCGAUAUGUGGAGAUCAAGUGAAGAUGUUGAGUAUGUGUGUUUGUCUUGCCAUUAUGUUGAUGAUGAUUGGAAGCUUAAGAAGAAGAUUCUGAACUUUUUGCAAGUUGAAAGUCAGACUGCAGGUGAGGAGAUGAGUAAGAUUGUUGCUGAGAAGUUGCUUGAUUGGAAUUUACAUGGAAAGUUGUUUAGUGUUAUUUUGGAUAAUUGUAAUGAGAAUGAUACUGUGGCCAAAGAUCUUCGUGAAUUCAUUCUGUUGAAGGGGGCUUUCCCUUUAAAUGGCGAGUUUUUCCAUGUGCAGACUGCUGCAUCGAUUUUGUAUGCAACUGCACAAGAUGUUACGGGGUUUUUGCAUGAUAUAAUAAGUGAAGUUCGGGAUAGUGUGCAAUAUGUGAGGACUUCACAAGCUACACUCCACGGGGUUCCAGAUUGCAGCAGGUAAAGUUGGAGCCCCACAAAAAGCAUUAGUUUGCGAUGAUCAGAAUAACUGGAUAACAACAUACUUGAUGCUUGAAGCUGCAUGUGAGUUUCAAGGUGCCGUCACUUGUUUUGCUGAAAGUGAUAGUGACUACACAAUUUCGUUAUCUUCUGAGGAGUGGGAUCUUGUUAAAGCUGUUACUGAGUGCUUAUAUGUGUUCUAUCAUGCCAUAGAGAAAUUUUCUGGGGCAAAAAUUCCAACAUCAAACCUUUAUUUCAAUGAUAUAUGUGGUAUCCAUAUGCUGCUAAAAACUUGGAAAGUCAGUGAAUUUCCUGCUAUUUCAGCGAUGGCUACUCAAGUUCUUGAGAAAUUUGAAAAGAGCUGGGUGGCAACAUUACUUCUUUUGUCAAUUUCUUCAAUUCUUGAUCCUCGAUAUAAAAUAAAGUCAAUUGAGUAUUUUUUCAAUAAGAUUUACGAUGAUGAGCAUAAAGCUAAUGAGAGGAUUGAAAAGAUCAGGCAAUAUCUAGGGAAGCUCCAUGAUGAAUAUGUGGAGCAUUCAAAUAACAUGUCCAAUACCCAAGCAUUUCUUUGCUACGAUGAAAAUAAUAAGAGUGGUUGCAGUGCUGAACUGAAAGCUGGUACAGAAUCUAAGCCUUCUUCCCGCACGUUAUUUGAUGCACGGCGGGGACUUGAUCAAUAUCUUCAAGAGACCUCAUCAAGUCAACAGCAUAAAUCAGAUCUGGAGUUGUAUUUGGAUGAAGCUGUUUAUCCAUGCAAAGGGUCUGAGGACAACUUCAACAUCUUAGCUUGGUGGAAAUUUCAUGCAGCAAAAUAUCCUGUUCUUUCAAUAAUGGCUCGUGAUAUUUUGGGGAUUCCUUUAUCAGUUGUUGCAAUAGACAGUGAAAGUAGAGUGCUCAAUCAGUACUUGAGUUCCCUUGACCCAGUGACUGUCCAAGGACUGAUCUGUGGACAGGAUUGGCUAAGAGAAGAAUUUGACGUUCAAGUAGAACCUCCAAUAGCCGUAGAUGAUGUCGCCAUUGUUCCGUUACCUGCUAAAAUUGAACAUGACGUUGAUGAGUGCAUGAUACUGGCAAAUGGAGAUGAAUUCUCCCACCACCAAUAGGGAAUACAGGUGAUCGAAUAGCCUUUCUGGUUGUGCGUCCAUCGCCAGCGUCUGGAUUUCUAAUCGAGAUGUCUUCCAUCUUUCAUGUGGUAUCCAUGGAGAAUUUGUCCUCUUAACUGAUUUCUCAAGGGCUUUUAUUGUGCUCUGUAUAGCAGUAGUUAAUACGAUAAAGUAUUGAUGUAUUCCACCUCAAUCCUUCCCUAAGUAUUAAUUCUUUGCUCUUUAACUUCAUGUAUAUUGACAGUGGAACAUGGUGUAUUUCACGAAUGUUAUGCUC
Asparagus officinalis (garden asparagus) is the source of this 3202-nucleotide messenger RNA. RefSeq names its product zinc finger BED domain-containing protein RICESLEEPER 2-like. NCBI's taxonomy places the organism in Eukaryota, Viridiplantae, Streptophyta, Magnoliopsida, Asparagales, Asparagaceae. Gene Ontology annotation, molecular function: DNA binding; protein dimerization activity. The transcript has 5 exons. The coding region runs from base 1891 to 2925 and encodes 344 amino acids. The record is from RefSeq and is a predicted model, not a curated record.